This is a messenger RNA of Daucus carota subsp. sativus, 1633 nucleotides long. RefSeq names its product eukaryotic translation initiation factor 3 subunit E. NCBI's taxonomy places the organism in Eukaryota, Viridiplantae, Streptophyta, Magnoliopsida, Apiales, Apiaceae. The record is from RefSeq and is a predicted model, not a curated record. Gene Ontology annotation, molecular function: translation initiation factor activity. Bases 86 to 1399 code for a protein of 437 amino acids. Gene Ontology annotation, cellular component: eukaryotic translation initiation factor 3 complex; cytoplasm; nucleus. Gene Ontology annotation, biological process: translational initiation. The transcript is spliced from 8 exons.
GUAAAAGAAAGCCGAUCUUUCUCGAUUGCAAUCGCUGCUGCUGCUGCUGCAAUCGUCUCUUUCUCUCACACUAAUCUCUGGAGCAAUGGCGGACUACGAUUUGACACCACGAAUCGCCCCCAAUCUCGACAGGCAUCUCGUCUUCCCCCUCCUCGAGUUCCUCCAGGAGCGAGGCCUUUACCCCAACGAACACAUCCUCAAAUUCAAAAUCGAGCUCCUCAACAACACUAAUAUGGUUGAUUACGCCAUGGACAUCCACAAAUCUCUCUACCAAACCGAAGAUGUUCCUCAAGAUAUGGUGGAGAGGAGAGUGGAGGUUGUGGCGAGAUUGAAGGCCUUGGAAGAGGCGGCUGCGCCGUUGGUAACUUUUCUGCAGAAUGCCAAUGCUGUUCAGGAGCUCAGGGCCGAUAAGCAGUAUAAUCUCCUCAUGCUUAAUGAACGAUAUCAGAUUGGACCAGAUCAGAUAGAGGCAUUGUAUCAGUAUGCGAAGUUUCAGUUUGAAUGUGGAAACUACUCUGGUGCUGCUGAUUAUUUGUAUCAGUACAGAGCUCUGUGCACCAAUAGUGAAAGGAGUCUAAGUGCAUUAUGGGGAAAGCUGGCAGCUGAGAUAUUGAUGCAGAACUGGGAUAUUGCACUGGAAGAAGUUAACAGGCUGAAAGAAAUAAUUGAUUCAAAGAAUUUCUCUUCACCGCUGAAUCAAGUCCAGAACAGGAUCUGGCUUAUGCAUUGGAGCUUGUUUAUCUUCUUUAACAAUGACAAUGGCCGAACACAGAUCAUCGAUCUAUUCAACCAGGAUAAGUACUUAAAUGCUAUCCAGACAAAUGCUCCUCAUUUACUACGUUAUCUAGCAACUGCUUUCAUUGUUAACAAAAGGAGAAGACCUCAAUUCAAAGAGUUCAUAAAGGUUAUUCAGCAAGAACAUCAGUCCGUCGAUGAUCCCAUCACACAGUUUUUGGCUUGCAUAUAUGUCAAUUAUGAUUUUGAUGGUGCUCAGAAGAAAAUGAAGGAAUGUGAAGAGGUAAUCUUGAAUGACCCAUUUCUUGGCAAAAGAAUUGAAGAAAGCAACUUUUCAACUGUGCCUCUGAGAGAUGAGUUUCUUGAGAAUGCUCGUCUCUUCAUUUUUGAGACCUACUGCCGGAUCCAUCAGCGCAUCGAUAUGGGAGUUCUGGCCGAGAAACUAAAUUUGAACUAUGAAGAGGCUGAAAGGUGGAUCGUGAAUCUAAUUCGGACCUCAAAGCUGGACGCAAAAAUUGAUACCAAGACUGGAACUGUUUCGAUGGAACCUAAUCACCCUAAUGUUUAUGAGCAGCUAAUUGACCACACUAAGGGACUUUCUGGACGUACAUACAAGCUAGUUAGUCAGGUACUGGAACAUGCACAGGCACAAGCUGCUCGGUAAACCUGUUGGGAAGAAAAGGCCUUUAACAAUGAGUUGUGUUUUUUUGGGGCAUGAGUAUUUAUUGUAGUGACUUGAAAGUGUAGAUGCCAGAAUGAACAUUAGGGGAUUUGUUAAUCAAUCACCAGGCAAUUACUUUGACGUUCUGCUGAUGGUUAAGACUUUUGAAUCUUUGUUUUCUGUUUCCCUACUUCAACUUGAAUACCUAUCUCAUGAGAUCACAUUAUUUGACUCUCA